Lates calcarifer (barramundi perch) is the source of this 967-nucleotide messenger RNA. RefSeq names its product asialoglycoprotein receptor-like 1 (gene asgrl1). The transcript is spliced from 8 exons. Gene Ontology annotation, molecular function: signaling receptor activity. The record is from RefSeq and is a predicted model, not a curated record. The coding region runs from base 32 to 796 and encodes 254 amino acids. NCBI's taxonomy places the organism in Eukaryota, Metazoa, Chordata, Actinopteri, Centropomidae.
CUCUUUAAAGGGGAGGACUUUCUAUGAUCUCAUGAUCAGAGUCCAGCCGGAGAAAUUCAGAGACAUUCUGGUUGGUGAAGCAAUGGAAUCUCAGUAUCACCAGUUUGGACCGGCUGACAACAGCUCUGUCCGUGGAGAGUACAAAACAACUUCACAGUCAGGUAUGAAGAGGAUAGUGCCUUUUGUUCUCUAUGGCGUCCUGGUGCUGCUGCUGUUGAUCCUGCUGAUGGUCACCGGGAUAAAAUUCUCCCAGUUAAACAAGGAAGUCACAGAUGUCAAACUUAACCUUGAGAGAAUCAGCAAUGGAAAGAAGACUUCAUCGUCUGGUUCGGAAGGUAGAACAGUUGUUCAGGAGGUCCCCUUGCAGCAACGUGAGCCAGUUAGAGGAACAUGCAGGGAAGGAUGGAUGUCUUUCCAGAGAAGCUGCUACCUGCUAUCCAAAGUUGCCCUCACCUGGAACCAAGCAGAAAUGCAGUGCCAAUCACAGGGAGGACACCUGUUGGUUCUGAACAGUGUGGAGGAGCUGGACUACAUUUCAGAAAUUGCUGACUACAGACCCAGCUACUGGAUUGGACUUGUAGAGCGAGAGAAUGAGGGACACUGGAGCUGGGUGGAUGGGACUGACUUCAGCUCAACCCCGACCUACUGGGAUGAGGGUCAGCCUGACAAUUGGGACUACAGAGUGAACGGGGAGGACUGUGGGCAGCUUCAUGGUUCUACAAGACGCAAACGCAAGAUGUGGAACGAUGCCGACUGCAGCAUGCAGUACCGGUACAUCUGUGAAGCCAGGGCGUGAGAGACAACAUCAUCACAAGCCUGUUAUUUUGGGGGAGAAUGGUCAAAUGAAGACUGAUGCAACUCAUGUGUCUGAUAUCACUUUAUAAUUGUGAGUGUAGAUGGCAAAAACAACACUAAUUUGCAUGUACAUCUGUGAGGCUUUUCAAUAAAACAACAACUGUGAAUACAA